This is a messenger RNA of Apis florea (little honeybee), 6702 nucleotides long. RefSeq names its product 1-phosphatidylinositol 4,5-bisphosphate phosphodiesterase epsilon-1. Gene Ontology annotation, molecular function: phosphatidylinositol-4,5-bisphosphate phospholipase C activity. Gene Ontology annotation, biological process: Ras protein signal transduction; release of sequestered calcium ion into cytosol; phosphatidylinositol-mediated signaling. Lineage: Eukaryota; Metazoa; Arthropoda; Insecta; Hymenoptera; Apidae. The record is from RefSeq and is a predicted model, not a curated record.
AGGGUUGAGUUUGGUUUGGUGGUGGCAGUGGCGGUGAGGAGAACAGUGUGGCCGGACUGUAGGAGAGAGGGGUGGUAUUAUAUUUGCGCAGGGCCGCCCGAUAGGGCGCAGUAUCGUCGCGACCGCCGUCGCGUGCACGUCGAUUUUCUGUGCGUUUACGUAUAUACCAGACCGCGAGUGCGUCUGCACCGAGAACAUCGUUCUCCCUCCUUGUCGGUCGUAUAUACUUUGACCGGCCUCCUCUCGUAUACCCCUAUUCUUCUCUCCUUCUCUCUAUCUGUCCUUCUCGCGUUCUGUCUCCACCUCCUCCAUAUUCGCUCCUCUCUUUCUGUAUCUCGCUCUCUAUUCUUCUCCUUUCUUCUCUCUCUCUUUCUUCCCUUUCUCUCUGUCUUUCUUUCUCUGUCCGUCUCUCUCUCUUUCUUUUUCUCUCUUCCUCUGACGUUAUUGGCUCUCGCUCAGUCUUUCCAUUCCAUGCGUAUCCCUCCGUGCUACUCUCCUCGAUGUUUCGCGCGUGAUCGUGCCCACUGUUAUAGUUCGCGUUCCGCGAGACACGUAUGAUCCGAACGAACUAUAAACAACAACAGAGAUCGCGAAAGUCGAGAGCGAAUCCUCGAGCAGGAGUCGUUAAGUGUUCUUGGCCCAAGAAUAGUAUGAUAUUUUCGUGAGGCGGAAACCAAAGCUGGAGUUAUUCACAAUCGCGUGCAAACAUGCCAACGAUAGAAGAAGUUCUCGUCAAAAGUGUAGGAAGCAUGGCGAGGGUGUACCGUUAAUGUCAUCCGUAUUAAGUUUAAGAGGGCCAAUCGAAAAACGCGGUCGUUCUUAAAAUACGAGAAAGGAGCGGAAAAGAAGAGGAGAAAAAGACGAAGGCUGUCCCAGUGAUCCUGUUGGAUAGAGGUCAAUGGAGCCAUCUUGAUGCAGGCUGCAAAACUACGUGGGGAUUACCCGUCGUGGUCGUCGGGCUGAUUUCAACGGUGAACAGUGGCGAUUCCACCCGUGGGUGGAAGCGCCGUUUUCAUCACCGUCAACGGCGAACAGUACAGCCACUUCCGCUUCCUCCACCCCACGUGGCCGAACCAUUACCUGAUAAGAGCUGGAGAAGCGGCCGCAGCCGCAGCCGCCUCGGAGCUCUGAGGAGCUGGAGGAUCUGCACAAGCUGCUGCACUUCCCCGAGGAGGUGGCGCUCAGGUUGACGGAGACCGAAUACCAGCUGUUCUACCAGGUACCGCCCGAGGAGUACCUAAGGCACGUGGCACAAGAUACGCAGAAACUACCUGCCAGGCCACCCCCGUCGCCGAGUCGCAGCUAUUGCAAUCCGAGCACCGCCAACAGCUCGACCCAGACCGAGGAAGAGUCUAACUGGCCUGUCCCCAACUUCUCCUCUUCCGUUCAGACGCUCAUCAACCGUUUCAAUGAGGUGAGCUCAUGGGUCACCCACGCGAUCACAAGCGGCACGACGAUAGAAGAAAGGCAGGCUGUAUUGUCCUGUCUCCUACGCGUAGCUCAAACCUGUUGGAAUACCGGAAAUUUUAACUCAGCCAUGGAAAUCGUUGCUGGCCUCAAGUCCAACAAGCUGAAGCCCUUUUGGAACAGCGUGAACGAGCCGGUACCAGUUUUGGAAAGCCUCUCCUCAGCCCUUUUGUCGUCCGAGUAUGAAUUCGCGCUUGCCCGCUCGUUGGCUAUGCCGGAAUGCCCGGUGGUCCCAUUCUUCGGUGCUUUCUUGCGGGAAUUGCGGGAAGUCAUCGCAUUCGAGUCCAAGUCUCAGUACGAGUGCAAGGACAGCCGCGAAUCACCACGCAGAAGCAGCAAGGAUGUCGAGUCCGAAAACGUGUCAUCCUCGGGGCAAACCACGAAGAUCGCUAUCGACACUGGCACGGAAUCAUCCACGGAAUGGAACACGAGGAAUAGUUCCUUGAGGAAAAUAGAGAACACUCCGAUCCGUGACACGAGCUCUGUCCUCGAGAAAAUCGGCGAAUUUCACAAGCAUCAACACGCUCGAGGCAGGGACGCGACAACUGGUUCGCUCCAUCGAACUCUGAGCAUUCACACGACUGCGAUCGAGCAGACUUACAUGGCCGAGGAAUGUGACGAGAACGACUAUCACUUCGAUCUCGAUUCCUACAAACCGGUGCAGCCAAUCACGAUCGACCAUGGGGUCGCCUUAUUUCCUGUCGCCGCUCCCCACACAGGAAUGGAUCUGCAUCUAUUGCAGGUGUUGCAUCACGGGACGACGUUGGUUCACUGGGACUGCGAGGGCGCUGCGACGAGGACGGCGUUGGUUUUCGCGCGAGUGGAUCGUGCCUGCGGCACCUUCGUCUGGGAAAAACCGCCGUGGAGCCCGUUGAAGACCGCGCAAUUAGGCGGCACAGCGUCCACGGAGUUCUCCCUAACUGCCAACCCGGAGGACACGGUGCCCGCCGGUCUGUUGGGCAAGUAUACCGCCCAACAGCAGACCGAUUGCGCCUCCGUCACAUUGGAGGAGGGUUACCUGAACCUGAGCUCCGUGAAGGAGGUGAUGAUCGGUUGCUGCGAUCGGGACAGGGAGACCGAGCUGAGGGGCAUUUGCAAGAGGUACGGCCUGUCCGGAUCCGACUCGUGCAUCGGCCUUAUGUACGGCUCCAGUCUGCCGGACAAUCGACUGAUCUUUCUACUUUGCCCUCCUGCGCUUAGCAAAAUUUGGUAUAUGGGUCUUUGCUGGAUAUUAAGAGGGCUGAAACGGCAACAACAAUUAACGGAUCGUAGGUCGCGAUGGUUGAAAGAGAAAUAUCUUCAGCUUUAUUUCGAGGAAGGCUGCCUCGAGCCAAUGACAGCUGACGCUAUAAGGGCUUUCGGCGGUCGCGAUUGGUCCAUGACUGAAAGUAUUGGAACGCUUUCGCCCACGAGUAGCGGCAAUCCUCGUAAACGAAACGCCAAAGGGAAGAAAACGAAAUCUAUCGGCAAUAUUCAUGCGUUAACAAAGGAUUUGGGCCUAAAGCAAUUCGACUCCUCGUCCUCGGAUGGAGGCUUAUCAACGGCCCCACUUCGGCAUAUUACGGGUAGCAGGGAAUCCUUGACGAGAAUCAUACCGGCAUCCCCACGGUCUAGCAGGGAUCGAGUGCCCCCACGCAGCCCUCCCGGAUCAGCCGAACGAAUUAUUAGUUCCAACUUGCCUUACUCCAGCUUUCAGAGCCUAUUGUGCGUGGCUAGAGACAAGGAUAAGAAUGGAUCGGGAAUGUCAGGUGGGCUGGAGGCGCCUUGGCAAGUGAAGGCGCGCACCACUUCCAUAAUGUACGAAACCCAGUUGAACUUUGUCGAGUUCGUCGCUUUGUUCCGUUCGUUCAGCCUGAGAGCGAGAAAGGAUUUGCGCGACUUAUUCGGCCAAUUGGCGAUCACUUGCCGUAGCCAGAGCGACGGCUCUUUGAGGGAUUUUAAUGUACGCCCGCCUGUGUUGAGGCAGACCAGUGAUGCAACCCCUCAACGAAUCGGUCUUUUAACGAGGAACAAUUCCAUAGACUGUCGUGAGUACAAAACGAGCAGCAACCUUCAAAAGAAGCAAGUUUUUGACGCGGUGGCUGCAGCCAGUAUCGUUAAUAAUUGUUCCGGCGUUGAUACCUCGAAAUCGCAAGUAAUCACCCUGGCGACGUUCACAAAAUUUUUGGAAUCUCGUCAACAAGAGAAAUUGACCGACGACGAAAUCAAGGCGCUGGUCAAGCGACACGAGCCGGACCCAGGGCUACGCACACAAUGGUGUUUGUCUUUCGAGGGCUUUGCACGCUACAUGAUGGACAAGGACAAUUAUGCUUUCCCAAACGAGUAUGCAACGCCGUUCGAGACUGAAAUGCAACAGCCGUUGUCCCAGUAUUACAUCGCCAGCUCGCAUAAUACUUAUUUAACCGGUCAUCAACUCAAAGGAGAAUCAUCGGUCCAGCUUUACUCUCAGGUACUACUGACAGGAUGCAGAUGCGUUGAACUCGAUUGCUGGGACGGCGAUGAUGGAUCCCCUGUUAUUUACCACGGUCACACUUUCACUACCAAGAUACCGUUUCGCUCGGUCGUAGAAGCGAUUGACAGAAGCGCUUUCGUCAGUUCCCCGUACCCUGUCAUUCUCUCCAUCGAAAAUCAUUGCUCGCAAAGCCAACAAGCUCGAAUGGCCCAAAUAUUUCAAUCGGUAUUUGGGGACAAACUAGUGACAAAGUUCUUGUUUGAGACCGACUUCAGCGACGAUCCCCAACUGCCAUCGCCGUCGCAGUUGCGCUAUCGAAUAUUAAUCAAGAACAAGAAACUGGUGGUAGAUCCUGCCGGCCCAUUGGCCCAUCCUCCUUUGAGCCAUCGUGGAAAAAUGCUCAUGACAGAUCGCGCAUCGUCUAUGAAACAGAUGCGAACCGACGUGAGCAGCGCCUCCGUCGUUUCCGAAUAUUUCAGCGAGGAUGACGAUGACGAGGAAGAUGACGACGAGGACGACAAUAUCGAUGAUAACUCGAUAUCCAGCUACGAAAGGUAUUUGGGCGGGACCCAGGUGGCGCACACUAGGUUAAAAUCAGAUUCCGCGGUCGACGAUAAGUCACAGAAACAAAGUAGCCAAAUAGCCAAAGAACUUUCGGACUUGGUGAUUUAUCUGCAAGCUAUUAAAUUUCGUGGGCUGAACACGACACCGGGAACCGCGACUAUCGGGAAAACGCGUCAUCAACCGCACACUGGACCUGUACAGAGGCACAGUAUAGCUGGUAUUGGAGCGACUAGCAUCGGUGCAUCUUCCGGUUCACCACAAUCCCUGUCAACAUCAGCCUCGUUAGCAAGCGGCGGGAGCAAUAUCGAAAAUCUGUUCAGAUUCACUCGCGGAGUUCCAGCUUGUUUCCAAUGCUCCUCCCUGAAUGAGAGUACGGCGAAAAAGAUAUGCAGGAAACAACCUCUAGGGGUUGUCGCUCAUGCAGAAACCCAAUUGAUACGAACGUAUCCAGCCGGUAUGCGCAUCGACUCGACGAAUUUCAAUCCUGUAAUCUUCUGGGCCUUCGGUAUUCAAAUGGUGGCGCUAAAUUAUCAAACGGACGACGCUGGGCUGAAUCUGAACGCCGCCAUGUUCGAGCAAAACGGGCAGUGCGGAUACGUUAGAAAACCUUCGGUUAUGUGGGACAAGGGUCACAUGAUGUACAGACGAUUCAAUCCAUGGGACAAAGAAUUCGACGGGCUACAUUCGGCACAUCUGACGCUCUCGAUAGUUUCCGGCCAGUACGUCUCUCCAACGAAUUUCGUGGCCAGCACGUACGUGGAAAUCGAGCUGGUCGGCAUACCGAUCGACUGCGCCAAGCAUAAAACGAAAGUGAUACAGAGCAACGCGCUCAAUCCGAUUUGGAACGAGAAAUUUUGCUUCCAAGUAAUGUUCAAGGAUCUGGCGUUUCUGCGCUUCGGAAUCGUGGAGGCGAGCUCCCAUCACUUGAUCGCCCAAAGGGUGAUCCCGUUGAAAUGCUUGAAGCCCGGCUACAGGCACGUGCGCCUACGCUCCUGCAAAAAACCGUUGGCCCUGUCCACCCUUUUUAUCUAUUCCCGCUUGGAGGAGGAGAGCCUCGAUUACAACACGUGUUGUCGGGAUCACAAGGAGUCGUCGAAGCGGCCCUCGUCCGGGAAAGAGCCUGAAAAACUGACCACCGUCGAUCCUGGAUUAGGCGGAGUUACGUUGAAGAGGAGGAUGUUCUUCCUGAUGGUUUACCACGUGAUACCGGACGAACCGUACACCAUACUGAAAGUGACGCAGGAGAGCACGACGCAGGAGGUGAUGCUGCAAGCUCUUCAAAAAGCUGGAAUAUCAGCGGACCGGGUCGACGAGUACAUUCUGGUCGAGGAGGUGUCCCGUGGCUGGGAGAAGAGGGACAGGGAAGAGCUGCCCACCCAACGUGUACUGGAUCCGACCGAGCAUCCGUUGCAGGCCCAAGCCCUGUGGAAGGGGCAGGGUCGUUUCCUGUUGAAGAGGGUGGGCGACGAUCCGAGCAGCAGGGCUUGGCUUGCCUCGAUCAGAAGCACGGCCGGUCACUCGAAGCUCGACUCCGAGAGGGACACGUCGACGCACAUCUGGGACGAGGCCGACACGUUCCUCGUCUGCAUCUACAACGUGUCCCCCGACAUACCGUACGCGAUACUCCGCGUGCCUGUCAGCAGCUCCGCCCAGGACGUUCUGGCCCAGGCCCUGGUCAAGGCAAGAAGGAUGGAGGACCCGAUGAAGUUCGCCUUGGUCGAGGAGCUGGAAUGGGGUGGGACCGGGGCCGUGGGGAGCGGUAGUCGCCAGCUGAGGGUGUUGCGCGACGAGGAGAACGUGUACAGCACCCAGGCCUUCUGGAAGACGCUCGGAAGAUUCAUCAUGAGGGAGAGGGAGCAGGCGAUACCAAGGCGGCACCUGUUGCCGGCAACCCUCGACAGGCUCAGCAAAGGUUUCUCCGUGGGUAGAUCGGUCUCGUUGCCCGGCUCGAGCAAGGAGAAGGUCCCCGUCUCGGAGGCCCUCUCCGACCCCACGUCCAGGGGGCUCAGACAUCGUCUGCUCAUGCACGGGCGUAGGAGGGAGGUUCACUCCGAUGGCGAGGAUACCCGCGAGUCCGACAUCUUGAACGCGGCCCUCCACUUGAAAAAAGUCUCGUUGAGAAAGUUGAGGGUGUGGAAGUCAUAGUGGCAGUCAAGGGCGACGUCGAUAUCGUCGAUCUUCGCCACUCGGAGAAACCAACCGUAAGUUACGAUCGAUAG